AUGCGUUUCCAACCACUUAGCGUUCUGGCUAUUCCCGUCGUCGUUGCUGCUGCUUCAACAAGCAACACUGCUCUGCCCUCUCUCAGAGUACCGGAGUGCCCUCGCUACGGCGUAGCCACCAUCAAUAAAUCCGAUCCGGACCGUACACCAUUCCCACUCACGACAGCAUCACUAUGCUACAGCGCGACAUCCCUUGAAAUCAAAUUCGAAGCCUACAACGAAACAAACUUCUACUUCAACGCUAGCCAAUCAACCAACGACAAUAUCUGGGAAUACGAAGUAAUGGAAGCCUUCAUCUACCACGGCACCAACGAUCCAACGACCUACCUCGAGUUUGAAGUUAACCCCAACAAUGCCACUUAUCAAGCCUUUGUCUACAACCCUUCCAAGAUUCGCGCGGCAGGUGCGCCCUUUGAUCAUUUCUUUAUAACUGAUCCGGCGGCCGACGGUUUCUCGGCCUCAACUACUUUGGACCCGGGGGCGCAGACUUGGACUUCGACGGUGCAGAUUCCCAUGGCUUUGUUUAAUGUUGAUGUGCCCAGGGGCUCGUUGUGGCGGAUGAACUUCUUCCGUACGAUUACUUCGCCGGAUACAUAUCCUGAUCAGAUACUCGGUGCGUGGAGCCCAACUAGUCAGGCUAGCUUCCAUAUGACCCCGUUCUUCGGCCAUGUGGUGUUCGUCUAG
Molecule: messenger RNA, 684 nt
Organism: Talaromyces marneffei
Lineage: Eukaryota; Fungi; Ascomycota; Eurotiomycetes; Eurotiales; Trichocomaceae
Exons: 1
Coding region: 1-684 (227 amino acids)
Source: RefSeq, a predicted model, not a curated record